Nerophis lumbriciformis (worm pipefish) is the source of this 7747-nucleotide messenger RNA. RefSeq names its product phosphoinositide-3-kinase, regulatory subunit 2 (beta) (gene pik3r2). The record is from RefSeq and is a predicted model, not a curated record. Gene Ontology annotation, molecular function: 1-phosphatidylinositol-3-kinase regulator activity; protein binding. Gene Ontology annotation, biological process: insulin receptor signaling pathway; phosphatidylinositol phosphate biosynthetic process. NCBI's taxonomy places the organism in Eukaryota, Metazoa, Chordata, Actinopteri, Syngnathiformes, Syngnathidae. Gene Ontology annotation, cellular component: phosphatidylinositol 3-kinase complex.
AUAACAAAUUUGUCAUGUUUUUGGACAUCACUACUUGCCGUAGUUUUGAAGCAAUGCAUGAUGGGAAUAUGGAUGUUGUGUUGUCAUUGCAUUAAAACGUGCCGGCUCGAAUAAACACACACUGCCUGCCUACUUCAUGGUUUAUUGAUUGAUUGAUUGAUAUAUGUAUAAUCACACAACAGUAUCGAUUUCAUACCGAUGCCACUUCAAUACGGAUAAUAAACGUGCCGAUGUUGGGAUCGGAGUAGCAAAAUGACUUGACAACGUUCGUGCCCAACAGAGCAGUCGGCAGCCUUCGGGAGUGAGGCUUUCGUCCUUUUCCGUCAGAGCUUCGGCUCUUUCCGUCCGCCUCCUCGGGAGUUCUCACGCCCCCCCCCCCCCCGCCCCACCUCCCCGUGCUGGAAAAUGGCUGUGCGGGGCAGCAGGGAGUUAUGACCGGGGAAAGGAAGCAAGGAGACGCUGCAGAGAAACAAGAAGGACUUUCCUCUACAAGUUCCGCGCACAACUGGGGGAAAAAAGUACUUUUGGGACGCGCCACAGUCUGACAUUUUGGACUUCUUUCAGCCGACGCAGCUAAAAAGUGAGAAGACUGAAGAAAUAUCCACGGGUUGGCCGUAAUCCCCGUCCAGAACAUGCGGGAGCGUCACAGAACCGAAGAGGAUUAAAGACCGUCCCAGUCUGCCACCGGCACUCCUGAUUUAGACCACUUGAUCGGAGCGCAGCAGGCCGCUCCGAUAGCAUCCGGCCUCGCAAGAGCAUGUUGCCUACGCUCUCCCUCUGCUCCAUCGUCUGGCUCAACCGGGGUAUCAAGCUGAGGAAAGUGCACCACUUCACCAACACCGGGCAGGUCUGAGAGAAGAGUCGGAAGGUCAGACUUGAGAAAAUGCUUCUCAGCUUCAGGUGACUCUGGCGUCCCUCGACAUCAUCUUCAGUGACUCAUAAACCUUUCCGGUUUUCCCGGCCCCGCGCCGUAUAAUCCUACGCAAAAUGGCAACGGAGGGUUUCCAGUACCGGGCGCUGUACGCGUUCACUAAAGACCAGGAGGAGGACUUGGACCUGCAGCCGGGGGACCUGCUGGUGGUGAGCAAGGCGUCCCUCCUGUCCAUGGAGAACUACCGCCCGGGCCGCGCCGAGGAGCCGGAAUGCCUCGGCUGGCUCCUGGGGUACAACGAGCGCUCCAAGCAGAGAGGCGAUUUCCCCGGGACGUACGUUCAGUACGUGGGCCCCGUCAAGAUGGCGCUCCCGUCCACUCAACCCCGGUCUCAGCGACCGCUGCCUGCCGCGCCGAGACCGGACACAUGUCAAGCUGCUUCAGUGCCGGACCUGAGUGAGCAGUUCACACCACCAGAGACGGCUCCCGCGGCCCUCGUCAGCCUGGUCCAAGCCAUAGAGCAGAGAGGUCUGGACUCGACAACUCUGUACAGGAUGACUGCUAGUUCCUCCAUUUCAGACAGCCCAGUGCACAGCCUCAGUCCUGAGAGUGAUAUCAGUCAGACCGAUGUGUCCAUCCUGUCAGAGGGGGUCUUGCACUACCUGAGAGACCUCCCUUCGCCGGUCAUCCCUGCCUGCACCUACGCUCCGUUACAAGCUGCCGUCGCACAGCAGCAGCAGGCCCUGCAGCAGUCGACAGAUGGUGCCGUCGCCUGCAGCCACGACAGAGAAGUAAGUCACGUCCUGGAGAGCUCGGCCGCCGUCCCUCUCCAUCACCGCCUCACCCUGCAGUACCUGCUGGCACACCUGGCCAAGGUCACUCAGGCACAGGCCUGCAACGGCUUGGACACGCACACGCUGGGAAAGAUCUUUGGACCGCUGUUGAUGAGGACAGGUCUGUCUACUCCCAGGUAUGCCAGACUGCAGUUGUCUCUAGAUGAGGAGUUACCUGCUCUGGUGGUGGAAAGGCUUCUGAUUGAGAGAACUGCAGAACAAGACCUCACUCCCCCAGUUCUUCCAGCAAAGCCAGCGAAAUCAAAAAUGGCACCAUCAGCUUUGACGGACAUAAGCACCUUUCUCAGCGAUGCUGAAUGGUACUGGGGAGAAAUUUCCAGAGAGGAGGUAAAUGAGAAAUUGAGAGACACUCCUGAUGGUACCUUUCUGGUUCGAGACGCCUCAAGCAAGCUGGAGGGCGAGUACACGCUCACCCUCAGGAGAGGUGGGAACAACAAACUGAUAAAGAUCUACCACAGAGACGGCCGUUACGGCUUCUCGGAGCCUCUCACCUUCCUGUCUGUGGUCGAGCUCAUCAACCAUUACCGCCAUGAGUCCUUGGCCCAGUACAACCCUAAGCUGGACACCAGACUCCUGUACCCUGUGUCCAAAUACCAACAGCUGGUGAAGGAGAACAGCAUCGAGGAGGUUGGUGAGCAGCUGAAGGUCUAUCAUGAGCAGUACCAGGAGAAGAGUCGCGAGUAUGACGCCCUGUAUGAGGAGUACACACGGACCUCACAGGAGCUGCAGAUGAAGCGCACAGCCAUUGAGGCCUUCAACGAGACCAUCAAAAUAUUUGAAGAGCAAUGUGAGACUCAGGAGCGCUACAGCAAAGAGUCUUUGGAGCGGUUCCAGCGCGAGGGCAACGAAAAGGAGAUUCAAAAGAUCCACAGCAACUCUGAGCGUUUGAAGUCUCGCGUGAAGGAGAUCCACGACAGCAAGCGGAAGCUGGAGCAGGACUUGCGGCAGCAGGUCUCCGACAACAGGGAAAUCGAUAAAAAGAUGAACAGCCUCAAGCCGGAUCUUAUGCAGCUCCGCAAGAUCAGAGACCAAUACUUAAUAUGGCUGACACAGAAGGGGACAAGGCAGAAGAAGAUUAACGAAUGGCUCGGCAUAAAGAACGAUGCUGACGACUCAUACUCGCUGGAGGAUGACGAGGGCUCGCCCCAUCAUGAUGAGUGCACCUGGUACGUGGGUGACAUCAAGCGCACCCAGGCUGAGGAAAUGCUGAGGGGCAAAUGUGACGGAACCUUCCUCAUCCGUGAGAGCCAAUCACAGAAGGGCUCGUACGCCUGCUCCGUUGUCGUGGACGGCGAGGCCAAACACUGCGUCAUCAACAAGACGUCCACGGGCUACGGCUUCGCCGAGCCGUACAACCUCUACUCCUCCCUGAAAGACCUGGUGCUCCACUACAAAAACGUCUCCCUGAUCCAGCACAACGACCAGCUGAAUGUAAACCUGGCGUACCCGGUCCUGGCCCGCUCUCAGAAUCAAAACCAGCACCCCAGAUGAACGAACCCCCAGGCGGGCGGAGGGAGGGGGGACAUCUUUCACUUUUAACGCUGAAGAAAGGGGGUCGUUCCUGGUUUUUAAAACGGCGAGUCCAAUCGGCUUAACGAGCAUGACUCUCUAGCUAGAGGCGGGGGGGGUAGGGGGUUGUAUUUUUUCUUUUCUUCCACGGAACCCCGGAGCACUUCUUGCUAGCAGCAUGGCUUUCACAGUAAGCACAGCAACUUGUAACUCUGCACUGUACAGCAAGCAUGACGUGACUGUACCCGCCCAGUGUGACACAUUUACAAGCACACAUCUGGAUUCAGAGGAUGUGUUACAGGAUAAGCACACAUCACUCAUCUUUUUAAAGACAGGGGGGGUCAGUUUGAGGACAGGAAAAUCUAAAGGAGGCACUUUUUUUUCUUUUUUUUUUUGUUGCUUUUCGCCUUAAACUCCUAACUGUUUGUAGACAAAGGCCCGAACUGUUAUCCCCAGACUGCCUGCCGACGCUCCGUAGACAAAAGCCUGAGCUGGAAAAGGGACCGGCUGGGCUCGCUUCACACCUCGAGAGGGCCGAGAAGAGGGUGCUGUCGUCACGAGGAAAGGCCCAGGUACAUUUUGUGGCGUGGAUAUUUUUUCGGGGGAGGAACGACGAACUGACGCUCACGUCAUAGCUUUGAAUGACCACCAGCCUGUGUCACUAGUAGAGAGUGGUGCCAGCUUUAAAAUAUACUCUUUUUUUUGGGGGGGGGGGGGGGGGGGUUUAAAAAUUCUUUAUUUUCAAGCGCUUCGGCUCCUUGCUCUCUCUCAGCAAGCCUGCGUUUGAACCGAGGUACACAAGAACGCAUGGUACGUGUACGGUGCAGCAGGGAAAGUAUUUUCCCACAUUUUGUUACGCCUUAUUCCAAAAUGGAAUCCAUUCAUUUUUUUCCUCCUCAAAAUUCGACACACAAUAACCCUGACUCUGUGAAAAGUUGUUCUUCACACUCGGCGAAACUAAAAAACACAUGGUAAAUAAUUAGGGAUGAUCAAUGCUUUAAAAUGUAAUAUCGGAAAUGAUCAGUAUCGGUUUCAAAAAGUAAAAUGUAUGACUUUUUAAAACGCCGCUGUGUACACGGACGUAGGGAGAAGUACAGAGCGCCAAUAAACCUUAAAGGCACUGCCUUUGCGUGCCGGCCCAAUCACAUAAUAUCUACGGCUUUUCACACACACAACUGAAUGCAUAGUAGAGAUGCGCGGUUUGCGGACACAACCGCGGAGUCCGCGGAUUAUCCGCGGGUCGGGCGGUUGAAAUAAAAAAAAAAAUUAGAUUUUAUCCGCGGGUCGGGUCGGGCGGUUGAAAUAAAAAAAAUUAGAUUUUAAAUAGAUUCAGGCGGGUGGCAGUUAAACCAAUUCGGAAAUAUAUAUACAUAGUUAAAUGUUGUUACCCACAUACGAAAAACGAGCAGGCACCUGCAGCAUAUGCCACAACAGAAGAAGAAAAAAAAAAAAAAGAUGGCAACGCCGGCAGCAAACGUGGUACGCGACAAACUAAAAAAGGGAAUACUAAAGACCAGGGGAAAAAAAGGCCAGAAAAGUUCAGCGUGGACUCGUUUUUAUGAGGUUGUAAAUCAGGAUGAUAGUAAUGCUGGCUACGUGAUUUGCAAGAGCUGCGACGCUGUUUAUGUCUACGACAGUCACAAAACCGGGACAUCUAGCAUGGUGCAUCACAUUUGUGCAAAACCCCGAAACUCCACAAACACCCUGAGCAUGAGCAGUUUCGUCCGCCGUGAUCCCAGAAGAGUGCCACAGGAUGUUAAAACAAGAUAGAACGCAGCUGCCUGCAGCAGUUUGAGUGGCGCGAGCGCGCUUGGAGGUGCGCUCAGCGCGGCUCCCAGAUGAUUGCGCACUGGUGUGCGUCUGGGCCGUGACAGCGUGGCACGCAUUGAAUGUCUCUGCUGCAUUGGAUCAGUCUCCUUUCUUUAACAGGCAAAAGCUUUAUAACCUCACUAAUGCCUUGCAUCGUCUAUAUUAGAUAUAUAACAACGGGCGGGUGGCGGAUGGCGGGCGGGUGCGGUUUUGAUUAAAUGUUAGUUCGGGUGGACGGCGGAUGGUUGACGACUUUUGUGAUGCGGUUGCGGAUGAAAUAAUUGCCUAUCCGCGCAUCUCUAAUGCAUAGCAUACUUGGUCAACAGCCAUACAGGUCACACUGAGGGUGGCCGUAUAAACAACUUUAACACUGUUACAAAUAUGCGCCACACUGUGAACCCACACCAAACAAGAAUGACAAACAUUUCCGCACCGUAACACAACAGAACAAAUACCCAGAACCCUUUGCAGCACUAACUCUUCUGGGACGCUACAAUAGACACCCCCACCUCAACCCCACCCACCUCAACCUCCCCAUGCUCUCUCAGGGAGCGCAUGUCCCAAAUUCCAAGCUGCUGUUUUGAGGCAUGUUAAAAAAAAAUAAUGCACUUUGUGACUUCAAUAAUAAAUAUGGCAGUGCCAUGUUGGCAUUUUUUUUUUCCAUAACUUGAGUUGAUUUAUUUAGGAAAACCUUUAAUGCAUCCAGCUUCAAAUCCAGCCAAAGGUACAUCAACAAAGUGUUGAGCAAAGGCCGUGAAUACUUAUAUAUACACACGUUUUUUUGUUGUUGUUUUUUUAGUAUUUUUGUCUUUGAUACAUUUUCAAAAUUAAAAAAAAUACCUUCAUAUUGUCAUUAUAGGGUAUUGUGUGUAGAAUUUUGAGGACAAAAAAAUGAAUGUAUUCCAUUUUGGAACAAGCCUGUAAAAUAUCAAAAUGUGGGAAAAGUGAAGAGCUGUGAAUACUUUCCGGAUGCUCCGUAUUUGGUAUGUUGUGAGCUAGUUUUCAAUCAUAAUAUAGAUGGACGUUGAUUAUUGAUUAUUGCGGUUCCUCUAUUCAGGUUGACUGAAGUUGUCGAAAGAUUCCUGCAUCCAGCUUUGUUUCUAGACCCUCUUUAAGACCGUAGCACCUGUAGCCAUGGACGUAACUGUUAGUGCUUCUGUUUGUGUCCGCCGCUUGCAGAGCAUCAACCCACGUGAUCGUUGUAUCCACGGUACUGUCUCUCCUUUCCCCGAGGUACUCGCUUUGUCCGGUAGUAUUUACUCGCAGUACUUCUUCCCCUCCUUGCGCUUGACUGUUGUCGUUUUUUUAUCACAAGCUUGACUCACAGAGCUGUAGAACAUUUAAUGUACAGAGAAAAGAGAACAGUAUAUUUCAGCCAUACGUGCAGUCGGUGUGUGUGUGUUUGUGUGCGUGUGUAUGUGUGUGUUCUUGUAUUUCUACCCUUCUUGAGACAUCAACAAGGAAAAGUAGCUUCCAUAUGAGGAGGUGUGAACAAGUUAGGACAUAAAUCAUGGUCCCAAUACGGAAAACCGUCGCAUCUAAUAGAGAAUGUCUCAUCAAAAAAGGAGGGAUUUUUAUAAUCGGUUUUAAAAAGUGCUCCCCGUCUGGUCAACAUAUGAAAUAACAAGUGUGUGCCAAAAUGUGAAGUGCUCCCCCUCUGGCCAACAUAUGUAAUAACAAGUGGGUGUAAGAAAUUGAAAUGCGCCCCCUUUGGCCAAAUUUUUUUUGUUAUUUUCUGUUAGUUUUGGACUCCCUCAGUUCCUGUUUUUGUGCACCCUUGAGUUUGUUUUUUAGUUACCAUGGGUGCUUAUUGUUUCCACCUGUCUCCGAUUGGUGUUCGGGACGCUCACCUGUUUCCCGAGCACUAAUCAGAGGGACUCUUCAAUCCUGCCUUUGCCGGUGUCAGGUUCAAACACUGAUGACAUCUAUUAAUCAGACAAGAAGCAAGGAAUCAUGCAGAGACAGAGUUCAAUUUAGCUCAAGUGUUUUGGGCUGUAUUCUAGUUACAGAUCCAAACUACGUUCUAAAAGUCCGGCCCGCGUGCUUCCUCUGUUUAUUUGGAAGGUCCCUGUUACAUCACUGAAGCUGUCGCCGAGGGAAGGGGGUAAUCUCGACAACUCUAGUUAGACACAAUAUAUGAUUAUACAAAAAUGCAAAUGUAUUGACGCUGGUGAUAUCGCCUUGUCUCUGCUCCGGCGGUGUUCGGCCUUGGCAGUCAGCAGGCCGGGUCUGGACACAACACUGAUAGAGACGGCUGGCAAUCUUUUAGAUACAAAAAUCUAACUUGAGCACAAUAGCUAAUAACUAUAGCAACGGACUUUAAAGGGGAACAUUAUCACCAGACCUAUGUAAGCGUCAAUAUAUACCUUGAUGUUGCAGAACAAAGACCAUAUAUUUUUUUAACCGAUUUGCGAACUCUAAAUGGGUGAAUUUUGGCGAAUUAAACGCCUUUCUAAUAUUCGCUCUCGGAGCGAUGACGUCACAUCGGGAAGCAAUCCGCCAUUUUCUCAAACACCGAGUCAAAUCAGCUCUGUUAUUUUCCGUUUUUUCGACUGUUUUCCGUACCUUGGAGACAUCAUGCCUCGUCGGUGUGUUGUCGGAGGGUGUAACAACACGAACAGGGACGGAUUCAAGUUGCACCAGUGGCCCAAAGAUGCGAAAGUGGCAAGAAAUUGGACAUUUGUUCCGCACACUUUACCGACGA